AUAGCUGGCGCUGGUCCAGGGGAGCGCUCAGGUAUCCUCGAGUUCCCCAUUUUCUUCCUCUGUUCAAGAUAUAAAGCGGGCCGCCCACCAUCACCUUUUUUCUUCUUCUCACUCCAUAUUGCUUUAUCUUCUCCUUUGAAUGCGCAGAAUGACAGUCGCAACCUUUGGCAAUUUCCUCAAGUCGCUCGGCAACAACACAGCGCUGCUGCACAACCCAACGAUCCACCAGGGCAAGCUGGCGCUGGUGCUGGGCAACGAGUCCGCCGACUUGGACUCGAUGGUCUCCUCGGUGGGCCUUGCCUAUGCCCUGUCAGCGCAGUACCCAGACACGCAGCACAUCCCGGUAAUCAACGUCAACCGGUCUGAUCUGGCGCUGCGGCCCGAGUGCGACCUGCUUCUGCGCGAGACCCUGAUGACCGAGGGCGGCAGCAUUGACGACCUGACAUUUAUUGAUGAUUUCAACCUGCAGAUGGUGACCGACCAGGGCGACAUCGGUAUCUGGCUCGCUGACCACAAUGCGCCGGCCAGCCGGCAGUCGUUUCUGGAGCGGUACGUGGUUGGCAUUGUCGACCACCAUGCUGACGAGGGCAAGUCCCAGGGCGCCAAGGUGCGGCAGAUUGAGACCGUCGGGUCAUGCUCGACGCUGGUUGCCGAAAGGAUCAAGGGAUUGGGUGAUUUGGUUGAGCCUACGCUGGCGCGCAUGCUCCUGGCGCCGAUUCUGAUCGAUACCACAAACCUGAGUCCGGCAGCGAAGCGUGCAACGCCCAAGGACAUCGAUAUGGCGGGUUGGCUGACGCCUCAAGUCGACUGUACACCGAUGGCCGAGGGCAAUGUGACUGCGGACAAUGAGACCUUGGCAGUAGCCGACCCUGCGCAGCUGUUCAAGACGCUGGAUAAGCUCAAAGGCAAGGUCUCGCACCUGUCAUCCCGUGACCUGUUGCGCAAAGACUACAAGCAAUGGCAGGUUGCUGACCCAUCGGGGACUGCGUGGUCGGUCGGAAUCAGCAGCAUCAGCUAUCGGCUGAAGAAAUGGCUGAAGCGCGACGGCAAAAAGGACAUCAAAAACGCCAUCCAGAGCUGGGUCGCUGAGCAGAAGCUGGACAUUGCUCUGGUCAUGACGCACGGCAAGGUCAAGGACGAGAGCGGCGAAAAGGCGUAUGGAAGGGAGCUUUUGGUGGUGUUCCCGGAAAGCACCGACAAGGCCGUGGUGGACAAGCAGGAGAAGGUGCUUAGGGCGCUGCGUGACACCGAGGAGCUGGAAUUGGCCGAGUUUUACGACCCUGCAAAGCCCGAGUACCUGUUUUUUGCUUCCCGAAAGCAGGUGUUUCCCGCCGUCAAGGCCAUCAUCGAGGGCAUUGAUUGCAGUGAGCAGCAGCCGGUAGCACGGCCAUCGCUCUAGGCACGUUUCGAGAUGCUAGAGAAUGGAAUGUCCCCCUUCCGCUCUGUGGCCAAUUUAUGUAUCCCUAGCUCACCAAUGUCGUUAAUUAAUUGCGCUGGUAGAGUGCAAACAUUGACACACAUCCCACAUGACACGCUUUGUCGUGGAGGCAUCAGCAUGCAAACAGCAACGUCAUGAGCGAGAUUUGUGGAGUGAGGGCAAGUAGGAUGGCACACAGACACGCAAAUAUGGCUGUGAAUUGAAUGCGAGCAAGGUUGAAGGCCGACAGCUCCAAUAUGUUUAGCUGGUGUUAAUGUUAGAGGGGGUUGGAAAAUUACAAAAGA
Messenger RNA from Linderina pennispora, 1722 nucleotides. Its product is annotated as DHH phosphoesterase. Lineage: Eukaryota; Fungi; Kickxellomycota; Kickxellomycetes; Kickxellales; Kickxellaceae. Bases 149 to 1399 code for a protein of 416 amino acids. The record is from RefSeq and is a predicted model, not a curated record. The transcript has 2 exons. Gene Ontology annotation, cellular component: cytoplasm. Gene Ontology annotation, molecular function: exopolyphosphatase activity.